AUGGCCACUGCCACCGCCACGGCCGUCUCCCCGUCGCCGUCCCUCCGCCCGUGCCUCCCGCGGCGCCAGCACCACCACAACCGCGCGCUCCCGCGCCUCCCAUUCCGGCAGCGGCCGUGCGUCCUGACCGCCGGCGACCGGUGGACGUGCGGCGCCAGGAGGCGGGUGCGGUACGAGGAAGAGGACGAAGACGAUGAGGAGGAGUACGGGCACAACGAGGAGAUGGCGCGGCUGGAGGCGUACAGCGAGGGAGCCCGCGGCCAGGCGCUCCUGGUGAAUGCCGCCGUCGACGGCGAGCUGGAGGUCGUGCUCGUCUUCAAGGGCUUCUCGUCGAGCUUGAGCGGGAGGACGGCGCCGGACCCGGCCAUGAGCGUGCUCCCGGAGAGGGCGGUAAUACAGUCGGUGGAUGUGGUGGAGGGGCCAUUUGACCCCAGCAACAUCGAGUAUAUCGAGAAGGAUGUGCCAUGGGAAGAGUUCAAGAGCCGCCUUCAAUAGCAACAGAAAAACAUGUUUUACUAGUAGAACUGUAGAUUUGUCGUUGCCUUUUUGUUGUUAGAAUAGCAAGAAAUAACUUAUGUUCACUUUUGGGAUCAAGGAAUGAAACUGCCAAUGUACUCUCAAAUGACCUAGAGAAAGGUUUGCCAUUGGAAGACUUGAAACAGA
Lolium rigidum is the source of this 663-nucleotide messenger RNA. RefSeq lists its product as uncharacterized. The coding region runs from base 1 to 495 and encodes 164 amino acids. The transcript is spliced from 2 exons. The record is from RefSeq and is a predicted model, not a curated record. Lineage: Eukaryota; Viridiplantae; Streptophyta; Magnoliopsida; Poales; Poaceae. Gene Ontology annotation, cellular component: chloroplast.